Molecule: messenger RNA, 1726 nt
Organism: Toxorhynchites rutilus septentrionalis
Lineage: Eukaryota; Metazoa; Arthropoda; Insecta; Diptera; Culicidae
Exons: 2
Coding region: 901-1506 (201 amino acids)
Source: RefSeq, a predicted model, not a curated record
UUAUUGGCAGCUUGAGAUGCAUUUUUGCCUUUGUCAUAGUAGUACUGUAAAAUGUGUUGGAUUUUCUCUUUAUUUUGCUCCAUAUUUGCGACACUAUAACUCGACUUAACCAAACAAAACACUGUCAAGGAUUAUAUUAUAGCGGGCAAAAAUACCUUUCCAACAAGCUAUAGUAUGCCUCGAUACAAUGAAUACAACUAGAACUACGCGCUUACAACGACACCUCGCGGAAAUACCGCAGGACUUUUUUGACAGCCUAAUAUAUUGACUCACUUUUGCUUUUUUGACAAAUUAUAUCUUUAUAGAUGAUAAUAAAUUGAUUUAAGAAUGCAUUACACUUGGUUCGCUGUGGUUGAACGGAAUUUUGAAAAAUGCAGAUCAGCGCUUCUACACUUCAUUGCAGCCCGUAGGCUGUCUUACUUACAAGAUCCCGACAACAUUUGAUUCCAGGGGCUGUCCGGAGCACAAAAAUCUGUUGAAGAUUCCGAUCUGCCUUCUUGGAGAAAACGAUCACUAUCGUCCGAUGCUAUAUUGUAGAUUUAUGGUUCGCUUUGGUUGAAUGCAAUUUCGUUUUUUACAUUCUGCUACAGUGAAGAGAUGGAUCGCCCUCUUUAAGUGUCUCACCGUUCGGGCUGUGCAUCUUGAAGUUGCCUAUAGUCUGUCAACGGCUUCCUGUAUCUCCUGUGUACGACGAUUCGUCGGUCGUCGAGGAUCGCCAAUGGAAAUUUUUAGCGACAACGGUACGAACUUUCAAGGUGCGGAACGUAUACUUCGUGAGUAGAUCGACAAAGAGUUGUCUGUGACAUUCACCAGCACAACGACGAAGUGGAGUUUCAUACCACCCGGGGCUCCACACAUGGGGGCGCUUGGGAAAGGUUGGUACGGUCUGUCAAGUCGGCUAUGAAGGAUGCAUACAUGGAGGGGGAAUUAAACGAUGAAGAACUUUUAACGCUGGUUGUAGAAGCGGAGAGAACGGUUAAUUCGAGGCCUCUGACAUACUUACCCCUUGACUCCGAGGAGUCAGAAGCUUUAACACCCAAUCACUUCCUUUUGGGAAAUUCUAGUGGAGCGAAGCAAACUGGUGUGGGGAUUAGCGAAUCCCAAAAUAAUUUGCGGGAAACCUGGGGUGGAAUUCAACGGCAACUGGACAAGUUCUGGCAGCGUUUUCUGAUCGAAUAUCUACCGGUCAUCCGUAGGCAACCAAAAUGGUUCGCCGAAACCAAACCUUUGCAGGUCGGCGAUCUAGUGCUGGUUGCAGACGGAGGAAAGCGCAACGAAUGGGCCCGAGGCAAAGUGAUCCAGGUCUUCCAAGUCUGUGACGGCAAGAUUCGGCAAGCCUUAGUGCGAACGCAACAGGGAACCUUCAGGCGGCCGACAUCAAAACUCGCCGUGCUCGACGUGGAUGCUCGUGCUGUCCCAGAAGACGGUGGGAAGCACCGGGGGGAGGAUGUUGACGGUACCGUCGAGCUGGCCACCCUGUCUCAACCGGUUCUACCGUUCCAAUGAUAAGCUGUCAGCAGCGAUGAUGUGACGUAUAGAAGCUGUAGGAAAAAUGAACAUAACAAACCAAAACAACAGGAGAACUAACGUGUAGUGAAAUAGUCAGAAAAAUAAAGUAUAGUAGCAUUCAGGUGAAAUUUGAUAAAAACUUAUAAUCUAGUUCUAAACCUACUUACGAACUAGAUAAGGAUCUAGAUUUAACCUAAAAUUCGACGGUGAAUUGAAA